AUCUUGUCUAUGGUGGGAAAAUUGUUUACGCCUACAUAUCAUUUUUUCUAAUGUUAUAUAGUAUUAAAAUGAUUAUGAAGUUGUAAUAAAUAAUAUUAAAGUAUCAUUUUUAAUACUGUUGAAAGUCAUAUAACGCAGAAACUCUGUUUUAAAUAAAUUGUACUAAAUGUUGUUACAGUUUGGUUAUAUAGGUUGCAAAACCAAAAUUAAUGUGUCAUUUUUAAAUAUAACGAGACACUAUGCAAAGACGGGAGUUAGAACUCGGCGGAAAGGAAAGAACAUAGCAACUAACAAUACAAUGGAAGAUCAAAAAUCAAAAAUACCCAUAAUAAAGUGCAAAAAGAAAAUGUACGAUUUUUACAAAAGUAAUAUACGUACCAAAGAGAAACCAACAUUAGCUAGUCAUGGUUGGAAAAAUAAGAAAACUAGAGAUGAUUAUUUCUUCAUAUAUCCUUAUGACAAUAAUGAAGAAACGAUGAACGAAGAAGUUGAUUUUAAAACUUUUAAUGAUCUUGGUUUAAGUUCUUCUUUAUGUGAAAGUUUGGAGAAUUUGGGUAUAUAUAAACCUUUACAAAUCCAAAACAUAGGGAUACCAAAAAUUCUUCAAGGAUCAAAUGUAUUAUUAGCAGCAGAAACAGGAUGUGGAAAAACAUUAGCUUAUCUUCUACCAUUGAUAACUAAAAUUUUAAUAUGGAAACAAAACAAUGUGCAAAGAACUUUAAAUACUCCAUUAGGUUUAAUUGUGACUCCUUCAAGAGAAUUGACAGUACAAAUUGCGCUGGAACUAAUUAGUAUAUCCAAACAUCUUGAUAUUAAAACAAAAUUGAUUACUGGUGGAAAGACGAAAAAAAUGAUAUUAGAUCCCCCUGUAGAUCAUGUUGAUAUUCUUGUUUGUAGUUUCGGUGUUGUUAGUAAAUUAACAACAUUCGGUGUAUAUAACCUCUCACUUUUAAGAUACGUUGUCUUAGAUGAAGCAGAUGCUUUAUUUCAUCAUACAUUUCAGGAGAAAUUACAAGUAUUUAUGAAGAGAUUACCGAUUUCAUACCAAUAUAACACAACAACAGAUGAAUUUCCUAAAGCAGCUCAACUCAUUUUAGUCUCUGCGACAAUUCCUUCACGCAUGGAUAUUGUAUUGAACGGUAUUGUAAAUACAGAUUCCUUGGAACAUGUAAAAACGGAAAGAUUACAUAAAAUAUUGGUUCCACAAAAAUUUAUAAGAUUAAUUCCAAGUCAAAAGCCAGUAGAACUAAUGAAAUAUAUAAGACCUAAAGUACGAAAUAAAGAACGUGUGAUUAUAUUCAGCAAUCAAAAUGGAACCUCCUAUUGGCUUUCCUCAUUUUUACGCGAAUGCGGUAUUGAAGCUACGAAUUUAAAUGGCGAUAUGUCAUUAGAGGUACGAAGAGGAAAAUAUGGAGAAUUUUUAAAUGGUAAAACAUUGGUGUUAUCUACGACGAAUGGAGGAUCUCGAGGUUUGGAUACAGUGAUGGUUAAUCACGUUUUAAAUUAUGAUUUUCCACUAGACACGUCCAGUUACAUUCAUAGAUGCGGUAGAACUGGUAGAGUAGGUAGCAGAGGUGAAUCUAGAGUAACAAACUUCGUUUGCAAAUUAGCAGAAAUCGUUGUAGUUCAAAAAAUUGAGAUGGCAGCUAGAAAAAUGAAACCUAUACCUAUAUUUAACCUUUUGGCUGAUGAAAAGGAAGAGGAAAUAUUAGAAGAUGAUUAUACAGGACAAAUGAUCGAAGAUCUAAAUGAAAUGGAAAAUAUUCCAUUCUGAAAUUUAUAUAUUAUAUAAUAAAAAAUAUUUGUUACUAUGUUA
Molecule: messenger RNA, 1816 nt
Organism: Frieseomelitta varia
Lineage: Eukaryota; Metazoa; Arthropoda; Insecta; Hymenoptera; Apidae
Gene: Dbp21E2
Product: probable ATP-dependent RNA helicase DDX28
Exons: 7
Coding region: 167-1774 (535 amino acids)
Molecular function (GO): nucleic acid binding; RNA helicase activity; ATP binding
Source: RefSeq, a predicted model, not a curated record